GGGGUUAGGCUGUGUCAAAAAAAAAGAAGGGGGCUCGCUAGCGAUGUUGAGUACUGGGGAAGUGGGGAUUAAUAACUGAAGAAAAUUCCCGUAGUUGAAUUCCAAGUGAAACCCUAAGUUCCCGCGGAAACGAUCUUGUGCGGAUCUUGAGGUAUGGGUGGACAUGGAGGUCUGAACAUCCUUCCACAGAAGAAGUGGAAUGUCUACAACUUCGACAACCGCGAGAAAGUUCGUAAAGACGAGGAAGCCGCCGCCAAAGAUGAUCAACUCAAGCGCGACCAAUCUCGUAAGCGCGACUCCGAAUUCCGCCUUCUGCAGCUCCGCCGUGCUCGUGGCGUUGAUCCUCAUCCCACCAAUUUGAAAUCGGAACCACCAAUUUGCGCAGAUGAACCGAAAUCGGAAUCGGAUUCGAAGCAUUUAAACUUGUUCGACGGAAUAAAGAUAUUCGAUCCAGUUGAGGUUGUAAAGAAGGUGAAGAAAGAAGACGAAGAAGGUAGUAAGAGGAAGAAGAUGAAGAAGGAGGAGGUGAGGGUGGUGGGGCCUGAGGAUGAGGUGUAUAGGCUUGGUUAUGGUGUUGCUGGGAAAGGGGUGAAGGCUCCUUGGUAUACACUGAAGCCUGAUAAGGAGGUGGAGGAAAAAAGGAAAGAGACUAAUGGUAAGAUGAUGAAGAAGACCAAGAAGACAGUGGAGGAGCUUAGGGAAGAACGACUCAAUAGAGAGAAGGCUGAGAAGGAGAGGGAGCGAGCUUUGCUAUUGAACAAAACACCCAGUAAUCAUCACUAUCCAAGGGACCGAUUUAUGAGGCAACGGUGAUAUAUGUCCUGCGUUUCAGAGACCGGAUAUGGAGUCAUUUUUCUCUAAUGGAUAUUGUGGGGGAUUCCAAAUAUGUUGUUUCCAGCCCCUGUUUAUUUGGUUUUCUGCUGGAGAAUUGAUCUGGUUCUCUUCUUGCUUCGUGCGUAAGCUCACUCUGCUUCACCUGACACCAAACUGCUGAUCAGAUUAUAUAAUUGCUUCAACUACUGAGAUCUCCCUUGCUCAUCUCAUAUAAAUCGAAUGCUUAAACUUGUUCGCAUUGUUUUGUUUGGUGAUGUAUAUACUUACAAGUUGUAAAGACAAUAGUGCAUUAUGUAACCGUCUCUUAUUUGAUAUUUUUUUCCUCCUUA
This is a messenger RNA of Chenopodium quinoa (quinoa), 1163 nucleotides long. RefSeq names its product leukocyte receptor cluster member 1 homolog. Lineage: Eukaryota; Viridiplantae; Streptophyta; Magnoliopsida; Caryophyllales; Amaranthaceae. The transcript is spliced from 2 exons. The record is from RefSeq and is a predicted model, not a curated record. The coding region runs from base 154 to 813 and encodes 219 amino acids.